GGGCUCAAACAGGGGCAUUAAGAAUAAAAUAGCAUGUUCAGGUUCAUAUUUGAAAAAACUUGUAGACUAUCAACUAUAAUGCUUGAAUACAAAGUCCUCCCAUGUAUUAAUGGUUCUUCUACUUCAAAAUUGGUGGUCAGCAUUUAAUGGGUAACUUUGGUGAUCGUAAUUGCUCUAUAUUUCAACAAAUAACAUCUCCCUAUCUAGUAAAUGCAUGGUCAACACAAACCCAGUUUUAGAGCUUAAUAUGAAGCAUCUGCAUUAGAGAAUUAGAUGCAAAAAAUGAGGCGAUUUCCAUUGGAGUUGGUUUUGGUUUCUAUAUGAGCGUCUGAGAGAGUAAAUUUUCCAUUGUUUCUAUUAUUUUGCUUAAUUUUCAAGAUCUUUUUCACCAAACAAUAGUCUUUAAAUAUUAUAGAUUUAAAAUAAAACAUAUAGUUGUUGUUAAGAUUUACUGUAUGACAUUUCUCAGACCCAUCUAUGUUCCUUGUGCUAUCUUGUAUGAAAUGUUUCCAAUGACUGGGAGAAAUUUAUUAUGCCAUCCUGUAUGCAAAAGUCGAUACUACCAGGAUCAACUAAAUUGUAACAGAUAUGUUAGUUGAAGAUUAGUUAUGAAAAGAAAAUGACAGAAUAAUUUAAUUGUUACGAAUUCUUUAAGCUAACCAAUGAUAUUGUCUAAAAUUCAUGACUGGGGACUUGAAUUCGGAUAUUUUAGGUGAAAAUGUAUACAAGAUCUCACUACUAGUUAGCUCACUACAGCUGCCUAUUUUAGGCUAUAGCCAUUGGCAAUAUAAAACCUAGAAAGUUAAAGCCUUUUUUCCACACAGGGCAUGAGGACGUGAAGAUCAGAAUGACGAAAACUUUAGGAGAGAUGGAAUUAACUGAUCAUAAUAAAUCAUCUCUGGUUGAAGAGGGUGUCUUAGAUUUACUUCUUGUCUUGAUCUCACGUGAUAACCUUGAAAUGAGAAUAGAAGCAAUUCGAGCCUUACUGAACCUUUCAAGCUUACGAAAGAAUGGCCAGGAGAUGAUAAGAAAAGGUGGUGUGCGUCCAUUGCUUGACAUUCUCUUAUGUCACACUUCAUCUCAAAGCUUGCGUGAACUUGUAGCUGCUGUUCUUGUGAAUCUUUCUCAAUCAACAACACUUCAAGAUUCAGGAGAAUCACAGGUUUUGAUGUUGGAAUCCGACGAGGACAUAUAUAAACUUUUUUCAUUAAUUAACUUAACAGGACCUGCUGUGCAGGUAAACGUUCUCCGGGUGUUAUAUGCCAUGUGCCUAUCUCCCUCUGGUACUACUGUCAGGGAAAAACUGAGACAGUUCUCAGCAGUGCUAGUGUUGAUUCGGUUAUGUGAGCUUGAUAAUCUUCAUUUACGAGCGAAUGCUGUUAAACUGUUAUAUUGCGUGACUGAAGAUAAUGAUGACGCUGCAAUCUUGGAGCACGUGGAACGGCCAUCAAUUGAAGUAUUGCUCAAAGUCAUGAAAACUUCUGAUGAUGAGGAAGAAAUUGCUUCUGCAAUGGGCAUUAUUGCUAACCUUCCUGAUCCCAUGCAAAUCUCUAAGUGGCUGUUGGAAUCAGGAGGUCCUCCUAUAAUUUUUCGUUUUCUUCGUGAUGGAAAGAAUAUUGGUCACCGAAAAAAUAAGUUGAUCGAGAAUGCUGUUGGAGCCAUAUGUCAUUUAACUGUUCAAACAAACCUGCAAUCACAGAAGAAAGUAGCCGAAGCUGGAAUCAUUCCAUUGUUAGUGCAGUUCUUAGAGGUGGGUACCUGUCUGACAAGAAAACGAGCUGCAAUAUCUCUUUGUCAGCUUUCAGUAAGUUCUCCUAGGCUUAGUAGGCAAAUUCCAAGGCAUCAGGGUUUUUGGUGCUUCUCUGCUACACCAGAGGCAGGUUGCCCUGUUCAUGGAGGAAUAUGUACAGUAGAAUCCUCAUUUUGUCUAAUAGAGGCUGGUGCAGUCGAACCACUUGUAAGAGUUCUAGGGGAGCCAGAACCUGGAGCCUGUGAAGCUGCUUUAGAUGCACUCCUGACUUUGAUUGAUAGCGAAAGGCUGCAGAGUGGUAGCAAGGUGCUCGUUGAAGCAAACACUUUACCUAUGAUGAUAAAAUUAAUUAGCAAUCCUCCUCCAAGAUUGCAGGAGAAGGUUCUUAGUUCUUUAGAAAGGAUUUUUCGACUGGUGGAAAUCAAACAAAAGUAUGGACCCUCGGCUCAAAUGCCUUUGAUUGAUUUGACACAAAGGGGAAACCACAGCUUGAGAUCUUUAGCUGCUAGGAUACUUGCUCAACUAAAUGUGCUUCAUGAUCAGUCCUCUUACUUUUAAAUGGAGAAUUAUCUAUCGAAUAUCUUACUUGUUAGUCUGGAUAAAGGGUUGGCUAUACUGAUCCCAUUCUCACUUCUGAAAGAAGUAUCGACUAGGAGUGAUACUUAUCCAUUCUCAGGCAUAGAAAUUCCAAUUUUAUAGGACUGAAGUCGUCCUCCCACUUCUGUUAAUGUCGCAGGUGUAAAUUUUUACUUGAUCUGUAGUUCAUUGUGCAUUCUUUUCAUUUAAAAGAAUCCUGAUUGUUUUAUUAGUGGUUGUAAAUUAUUACCUGAAGCUACUGCUGAUAGACUGCGUAGCGAAGCCGUGUUCCAGAAUUGUAGUGGGAGAAUUCUUUGUAAUAGAUAAAUAGUAUAUGUACUUCGAUAC
Molecule: messenger RNA, 2674 nt
Organism: Olea europaea var. sylvestris
Lineage: Eukaryota; Viridiplantae; Streptophyta; Magnoliopsida; Lamiales; Oleaceae
Product: U-box domain-containing protein 44-like
Exons: 3
Coding region: 848-2308 (486 amino acids)
Molecular function (GO): protein binding
Source: RefSeq, a predicted model, not a curated record